AUGGAAAAUAAAGCCACACUAGCAAGGAACAUAGGAGAGAAACGCGUGUCACCAAGAUCUAAGGUUAACGGGACGGGGAAGUCAUGGCGAAUAUCGUACUCGCCACAAAGGAUGGAUGGAGUUUCCAGUGGACGUAAUGUGUCUAAAAUCCCAUCUCCUGUGCGAGAGAGAUUGUUCCUUAAGAAUCAGGAAAGGAAACCGCUGGGCGUGAGCCCGCUUUCAAAUUUAUCACCAAACUCGUUAGGUAGGAACAGCUUAGAGAAAAGCACAUAUAAUAAUAAACUAUCGUUGAAGGAUUUCGAGGUAGGUAGAAAACUUGGAAAGGGUAAAUUUGGUAAAGUGUAUUGCGUCAGGCAUAAGAAAUCUGGAUUCAUUUGCGCUUUGAAAGCGAUAGAGAAGAAUGAAAUUUUACAAUUCAAUCUGCUGAAACAAUUAAAACGAGAGGUUGAUAUCCAAUUGGGCAUGGAUCAUCCCAACAUCAUAAAGCUAUACGCACACUUCCAUGACGAAAAACGUGUUUAUCUCCUCAUGGAACACUCUAUCAAUGGUGAGCUGUAUAAAUCACUAAAGAAUAACGGACCCUUUAACGAUGUCUUAGCCUCACACUACAUUUAUCAAAUAGCCGAUGCACUACAUUACAUGCAUAAGAAAAGAAUAAUACAUAGGGAUGUCAAACCGGAAAAUGUCCUAAUUGGGUUUGAUAAUGUAGUAAAAUUGGCAGACUUUGGGUGGAGUAUUCUCAACCCGGAAGGGUCUAAACGUAAAACUCUGUGCGGGACCAUAGAUUACCUUUCACCUGAAAUGAUUACACCAAGAGAGUAUGACGAGCAAGUAGAUGUAUGGGCGCUGGGAGUCCUUGCGUAUGAACUUGUUGUCGGAGUACCACCUUUUGAAGAAAAUUCAAAAGAACUCACAUAUAAGCGCAUUCUCAAAUGCGACUUAAACUUUCCCGAGUCCAUAUCAAAAGAUGCAAAGGACCUCAUAUCCAAACUACUGGUAACAGAUACCACACAAAGGUUAUCACUAACUGGAGUCAAAACUCAUCCAUGGAUCUUGAAGAACAAACCAUUCUGGUAA
Molecule: messenger RNA, 1077 nt
Organism: Nakaseomyces glabratus
Lineage: Eukaryota; Fungi; Ascomycota; Saccharomycetes; Saccharomycetales; Saccharomycetaceae
Gene: IPL1
Product: aurora kinase
Biological process (GO): regulation of cytokinesis; protein phosphorylation; mitotic spindle organization
Cellular component (GO): chromosome passenger complex; kinetochore; spindle midzone
Molecular function (GO): protein kinase activity; ATP binding
Source: RefSeq, a predicted model, not a curated record